CGAUUUCACCGGAUAAGGUACACUGCGCUUAGAUUGAGAGGAGAGAGAUCGCGCCUUCGCAGGAGCCUUUGCGCUCGUCUGGUUCGCUUUUAGGUAAGCCGCAAUCCUCCAUUUCUCCUGCGAUCCAAUGGUCAGGUUUGUGCGGUGCCCAGACGGACAAACGGGACUUGAUUGCGCACGCAAUGUGCGUGUCGAUGAGUUUUCCGAUCUUCUUCGCGCGCACACAGGAUCGACUCGGUGCGAAAGACACACAUUUCAGUCGGUCGGCGUCUGAGGACUGUCCUCCAUCGGCAUUGUAAUCUUUUGCGCCAUUUUUAAAUCUUGAAGCUGACAGACCUGAUGGUGCAGUCGUUCGCUCGUUUCCCUAGGCAGCUUGGCUCGCUUUUAUCUAACGCAACGCCACCUUUACCUACCACCCGUCAUUCCCUCCGCUCGUCAUGGCGGAUCAAAAUGACGUGGACUUGGACUCCAUCAUCGACCGCCUGCUCGAAGUGCGCGGAAGCAGACCUGGCAAGCAAGUUCAGCUGCUCGAGGCUGAGAUCCGAUUCCUUUGCACCAAGGCUCGCGAGAUUUUCAUCUCUCAGCCCAUCUUGUUGGAACUUGAGGCUCCCAUAAAGAUCUGCGGUGAUAUUCAUGGACAAUAUUACGAUUUGCUCCGACUUUUCGAGUACGGUGGAUUUCCUCCGGAAGCCAACUACCUCUUCUUGGGAGACUAUGUCGAUCGCGGCAAGCAAUCACUCGAGACCAUUUGCUUGUUGCUCGCCUACAAGAUCAAGUACCCAGAGAAUUUCUUCAUCUUGCGCGGCAAUCACGAAUGCGCUUCGAUUAACCGUAUCUAUGGUUUCUAUGAUGAGUGCAAGAGGCGCUACAACAUCAAGCUAUGGAAGACAUUCACGGAUUGCUUCAACUGCUUGCCCAUCGCCGCCAUCAUCGACGAGAAGAUCUUCACCAUGCACGGAGGUUUGAGCCCGGAUCUCAACUCGAUGGAGCAGAUUCGUCGCGUGAUGCGCCCUACGGAUGUGAGUGAAAUCGGAUGCCCGCCCAUUCAUUGACCCUAGAAUCUCAUGCUAAUGAUGUACAGAUUCCCGACUGUGGCCUGCUUUGCGAUCUGCUAUGGUCUGAUCCGGACAAGGACAUCACUGGCUGGAGCGAAAACGACCGUGGUGUAUCCUUCACAUUCGGCCCCGACGUUGUGUCG
This is a messenger RNA of Dissoconium aciculare CBS 342.82, 1198 nucleotides long. Its product is annotated as protein phosphatase 1 zeta. NCBI's taxonomy places the organism in Eukaryota, Fungi, Ascomycota, Dothideomycetes, Mycosphaerellales, Dissoconiaceae. The transcript is spliced from 2 exons. Gene Ontology annotation, molecular function: protein serine/threonine phosphatase activity. Bases 438 to 1052 code for a protein of 204 amino acids. Gene Ontology annotation, cellular component: cytoplasm; nucleus. The record is from RefSeq and is a predicted model, not a curated record.